Messenger RNA from Puma concolor (puma), 3135 nucleotides. RefSeq names its product transmembrane channel like 5 (gene TMC5). Gene Ontology annotation, molecular function: mechanosensitive monoatomic ion channel activity. Gene Ontology annotation, cellular component: plasma membrane. NCBI's taxonomy places the organism in Eukaryota, Metazoa, Chordata, Mammalia, Carnivora, Felidae. The record is from RefSeq and is a predicted model, not a curated record.
AUGUCUGCCUACUACAGGAACUAUGGCUAUGAGGAAGAUCCAGAUUACCCUGAAUAUUCAGGAUCUCAGAACUGGACAUGGGGGGAUUUGAAAACUCAGGAUUCUCCAGAUUCUCCAGGUGUUCUGAACAACUCAGACUACCCUGGCAUCAGGAACAACCCAUACUCUGAAGACUCCAGAACAACUUCAGACUAUCCCAGGUCUCUAGCAGACCCAGAUUAUCCUAGAUCUUGGAGUAAUCCAGAUCAGCCUGGCACCAGAAGCACUCCAUUCUCUACUGGUUCCAGACGAAGUUCAGAGUAUCCUGGGUCUCUGGCAGAGCCAGAUUAUCCUGGAUCUCAGAGUAAUCCAGGCUAUCCUGGCACCCAGAACAAUCCAUACUCUGCAGGCUCCAGAAGAAGUUCAGACUAUCCCAAAUUUCUGGCAGAGCCAGAUUACAUUGGAUCUUUGAGUGAACCAUACCAUCCAGUCUCAUUCAGAGAGCCAGACUACUCUAAAUCCCAACAAAAUUCUGACUUUGCAGGUUCCCGAAGCAGUAGAAACUAUGCAGGCUCCAGAACAAAUCCUGAUUAUCUGGACUCUCUGGGAGAACCAGACUACCCUGGAGCUCAGGGAAACUCUGACUACCCUGGCUCCAGAGCCACGUCCAACCAUCCAGGCUCUAGAAGGAAUCCAGAAUUUGCUGGUUCCAGAAUCAAUCCAUACAUAGAUACUCUAGGAGAGCCUGAUUAUCCAGGUGCUGAGAAUCAACCUAAUUCUCCAAACUUUUUUGGGGAACCAGACUAUCCCAGGACUGAGGAUUAUCAGAAGAACUCUCCAAACUUUUGGGGGAAGCCUGAUUACCCAGCUGCUGAGGAUGGUCAUGAUUAUGGCUCUUCUGAGACUUCAGAAACAACUAGAGAGGUGUUCAGCAGAACAUCUUCAAUCCAGCCCUCAUUUCGUCGUAGGGGUGAUAGCCCCUCGGGCAUCCUUGGGAGAAAGAAUGAUGAUUACCCUGAAAGCAUUGCAAUGAAAUCCAUGGAGACGGCAAAUCCAUAUGACUCUGUGCCCGGGGCUCCUGGCAGUGGCUGUGUGAACCCUGCUUCUGUGGGUGAAAGUAACGCCCGCCCAGUUUAUGGAAACCCGCCAUUGUCUGGAUGUGACUGGCACAAGUCACCCCAAGGACAAAAGUUAAUCGCAUCUUUGAUACCAAUGACCUCUAGAGACAGAAUUAAAGCCAUCAGGAGUCAGCCAAGAACCAUGGAAGAGAAAAGGAACCUUAAGAAAAUGGUUGACAAAGAGAAAAGUAAGCAAUCCCACCGUAUCCUUGAGUUCAACUGCUGUGCUCAGUGUCUGAACUCCGUUUCACAGGCUUACCGUAGAUCUAAGAACAGCCUGUCAGAACUGCUCAGUUACAUCAGCCUAUGGCAGAAGACGUUCAAGGUCAUUGGAGGCAAGUUUGGAACGAGCGUCCUCUCCUAUUUUAACUUUCUGAGAUGGCUUUUGAAGUUCAACAUUUUCUCGUUCAUCGUGACCUUCAGCUUCAUCAUCAUCCCUCAGUUUACUGUGCCUGAAAAGAACACCCUCCAAUUCACCGGAUUGGAAUUUUUCACUGGAGCGGGUUAUUUUCAGGACACAGUGAUGUACUAUGGCUUUUACACCAACUCUACGGUCCAACACGGGAGCAGUGGGGCACCCUACAACAUGCAGCUGGCCUACAUCUUCACAAUCGGAGCAUGUUUGAUUGUCUGUUUUUUCAGUUUGCUAUUUAGCAUGGCCAGGUAUUUCCGGAACAACUUCAUUAACCCUCACAUCUACUCCAGAGGGAUCACUAAACUUAUAUUCUGCUGGGACUUCACCGUCACUCAUGAAAGAGCUGUCAAGUUGAAACAGAAGAAUCUUAGCACGGAGAUAAGGGAAAACCUGUCCGAAAUCCGUCAGGAGAAUGUCAAGUUAACGCUCAGUCAGCAGCUGAUCCACAUGUUGGCCCACCUGGCAGCCUGGGUCGUCUCUACUGGAGUGGCCAUUGCCUGCUGCGUAGCUGUUUAUUACCUGGCUGAGAACAACUCAGAGUUCCUGAAGAACCACCAGAACCCUGGAGCAGUGCUGUUACUGCCUUUCCUCGUGUCCUGCAUCAACCUGGCAACGCCACGCCUCUACUCCCUGUUCAGGCUGGUGGAGAGGUAUGAGACGCCGAGGCGCGAAGUCUACAUCCUCCUCAUCCGAAACAUCUUUCUGAAAAUAUCAAUCAUUGGAAUUCUUUGUUACUAUUGGCUCAACAUUGUGGCCCAGGCUGGUGAAGAGUGUUGGGAAACUCUCAUUGGCCAGGAAAUCUACCGGCUCCUUCUGAUGGAUUUUGUGUUCUCUUUAGCUGAUUCCUUACUGGGGGAAUUCCUGAGGAGACUCAUUGGAAUGCAGUUUCCAACGAGCCUUGGUUUACAGGAGUUUGACAUCGCGAGGAACGUCCUGGAACUGAUCUAUGCACAAACUCUGGUGUGGAUUGGAACCUUCUUCUGCCCUCUGCUGCCCUUUAUCCAAAUGAUUACUCUUUUCAUCAUGUUUUAUGUCAAAAACAUCAGCCUGAUGAUGAAUUUCCAGCCUCCGAGCAAAGCCUGGCGAGCCUCACAGAUGAUGACUUUCUUCAUCUUCUUGCUCUUUUUCCCAUCCUUCACCGGGGUCCUGUGCACCCUGGCCAUCACCAUCUGGAGAUUGAAACCUUCAGCUGAUUGUGGCCCAUUUCGAGGUCUGCCCUUCUUCAUUCACUCCAUCUACAGCUGGAUCGAUACCCUGAGUAAAAGGCCCGGCUACCUGUGGGUUGUUUGGAUCUACCAGAACCUCAUCGGAAGCGUGCACUUCUUUUUCAUCCUCACCCUCAUUGUGUUAAUCAUCACCUAUCUUUACUGGCAGAUCACAGAGGGAAGGAAGAUUAUGAUCAGAUUGCUCCAUGAACAGAUUAUUAAUGAGGGCAAAGAUAAAAUGUUCCUGAUAGAAAAGUUGGCCAAGCUGCAGGAUAUGGAGAAGAGAGCAAACACCAGCUCGUUCACCGUGGAAAGGAGGGAUGUAGAGCAAACAAGCCCUUUGCAUGUCAGGGAACACAAUGCUGCUCAUGACCUGCGAUUUAGGCGAUCAGUUCAAGAAGAGAAUCCAAAGGUGUAA